Molecule: messenger RNA, 1010 nt
Organism: Cetraspora pellucida
Lineage: Eukaryota; Fungi; Glomeromycota; Glomeromycetes; Diversisporales; Gigasporaceae
Source: the annotation of a GenBank genome assembly
GCCAAAAAUCGCAAGAAAAUUCACUAAGAAACACUGAAAGUCUGCAAGAGAGUUCACCAGAAAAUGCCAAAGAUCAACAAGUGAAUUCACCAGAAAUGCUGAAAGAAAAUUCACCAAGAAAUGCAGAAAGUCCACAAGAGAGUUCACCAGGAAGCACUGAAUGCCCACAAGAUAAUUCAUCAGGAAAUGCUGAAAGUCCACAAGAAAAUUCACCAGAAAAUGCAGAAAGUCCACAAAAGAAUUCACCAAAAAUGCUGAAAAUCCAAAGUGAAUUCACAAGAAAUACCGAAAGUCCAAAAAAAAUUCACUGGGAAACAUCAGACACCCACAAGAAAAUUCACUAUGAAGCGCCAAAAAGUCCACAAGAUAAUUACCAAGAAACACCGAAAAUCCACAAGAGAGUUCACCAGAAAAUGCAGAAAGUUCACAAAAGAAUUCAUCAAAAAACGUCAGAAAGUUCACAAGAGAAUUCACCAAGAAAUACUGAAAAUCCACAAGAGAAUUCACCAGGAAAUGAAGAAACACCAAAAGUCCACAAGAGAAUUUACCAAAGAAAUAGAGAAUUCAUCAAGAAAUGCCAAAAAUCUACAAGAAAAUUAUCAAGACAUUCCGAAGAUCAACAAGAGAGUUCAUCAGAAAAUGUCAAAGGCCCACAAGAGAAUUCACCAAGAAAUGCUAAAAGUUUACUCCAAGAAAUGCUGAAAGUCUACAAGAAAAAUACUGAAAGUCCACAAAAGAAUUCGCCAAGAAGCACCGAAGGUCCACAAAAAAAUUCACCAAGAAACACCGAAAGUUCACAAGAAAGUUCCACCAAAAAAUGCCAAAAGUCCACAGAAAGUUCAUCAAAAAUGCUGAAAGAAAGUUCAACAAAUCGUCGAAAGGCCAGAAGAAAGUUCACGAGAAAGUUCAACCAAUUUCAAAAAAUCAGUAAAAGUUUACAAACGAAUGCUGAAAGAUUCCAAAAAAGCACUGAAAGAUCAAAAAACCCUAAAAGAUACAAAGAAAGCUGA